Molecule: messenger RNA, 1406 nt
Organism: Paramecium octaurelia
Lineage: Eukaryota; Ciliophora; Oligohymenophorea; Peniculida; Parameciidae
Source: the annotation of a GenBank genome assembly
AUGGAUCGUUUAAUCAUCUUGUUGGCUAUUCUGUUGAUGGUAGGAAACAAUUAUGCCUUUGAUAUUCCUCAAGCUCUUGAGGUUCCAAUAGAAAAAGAGUUCCAAUUGACAUAAACUUAAUUCAAUUUGCUUUACAGCGUGUUUGCAAUCCCUAACAUAGGUUUGAGUAUUGGAGGAGGCAUAAUGAUAGACAAAAUGGGUGGACGUUGGGGUGUAAGACCAUAUUGUAUAUCAUAGGUGUUUACAUUUAGUCUUUUGCUGGGUCUAUCAUAAAUAUUUAUAUUUUUUGGAGGAUGCUAUCAUAAUUAUUGUAUGAUGCUUUGUGGUAGAGCUAUAUUUGGUAUAGCAAGUGAUAUUUUACACAUUGCAGUGUUCAAAUUGGUAGCAUAAAGAAUGCCAAAAGAUAUGGGUACUGCUAUGGGAUUGAUACUUACGGUCCCAGAAUUAGCAGCAGCUCUUAAUUCGUUUUUAUCCCCUUACUUAUUUGAAAAGACUAAUUCACUAAAAAUACCUUUGUUAUUCGGGUUAUUCCUAUGUUUUUUAGUAUAAUUUAAAAUAAUGUGAUUAGUCCUUCUUAUCAGGGUUAAUGAUGAUUUAUGUAGACAUGAAAUAUGAGAAGGUAGCGACGGCGAAAUAAACCGAAUAAAUAUCAGUGUUUAAUUGUAUUAUUAGUAUUUUAAUAACUUAGUUAAGCUUACUAAGCCUUUUGUGAUAAUGAGCAUAAUUACGACAUUAAUGCUAGCUUCCUAUGUGCCAUUUCUUGAUAAUGCUAAUAAGUUUUACCAUGAGCGAUUUGGAUUUAGUAUAAUGGAUGCUGGCCAAAUAGUUACAGUCGGUUAUGUUGUGGCAGGUAAUAUAAUUUGCAAUAUGUCAUUUUUAGCAUUUACAUCUCCUAUUGUAGGUAGAAUUUCUGACAAGUUUACCAAUUAUAGACCUUUUUUUAUAGUAGCGUCAACGAUAAUGUUUUUUAUUUCCCAUUUGCAAUUUUAUUACAUGCCUCUAACAACAUCUCCUAACUAUUAUUCAGUUUUUGGGUAAAAAGUGUUUAUUAAAAUUAUAGAUUAAUUACUUUAGGCUUAUCCUAUUCAUGUUUCUCGAGUGUUUUGAUGCCUGCUUUGCAAUCUACUGUUCCUGAGGAUAUGUUAGGUAUUUUAUGAAUGAGAUUUAAAUUAGCAACUGCUUUGGGUUUAUUGGGGAUAAUAGAGAAUUUCUGUAUGGCUGUUGUUCCAAUGAUUUCUGGUUUUGUCUAUGCAAUUGGUGGUGGAAUAGAUCCAAUGAAAAAUGUUGACAUUAUAUACUUGUUCUUGGCAGGUAUUGGAGUUGUUCUUUCAAUUCAUUUAUUAAUGGAAAACAUCCUUUAACCAGCCAAAGCACAUGCGAAAUUGCCUAAUGCUCUGGAUAUUUGA